UCCUUGGCUUCGUAAAACUAACGCCACAGUUUACAAGUGAGGAAGACGAAUUUGAUAUAAUUCUCCUGACUUGAAGUUCGGGUCUGGAUAUCGAGAAUGGAGGGUUGGGAUCCGAAUACGAAAUCAACCCUGACACAGAUCCCGCUGUUGACGACGAAAGCCGGGCCGAGAGACGGCGGUGCCUGGACGCAGCGACUUAAGGAGGAGUACAAGGCAUUGAUAGCCUACACGUCCAUGAACAAGUCCAAGGAUAACGAUUGGUUCCGUAUCUCCGCCGCCAAUCCGGAGGGCACGCGCUGGACCGGCAAGUGCUGGUACAUCCACAACCUCCUCAAGUACGAGUUCGACCUCCAAUUCGAUAUCCCAGUCACCUACCCCGCCACCGCUCCCGAACUCGAGUUGCCUCAACUCGACGGCAAGACUGAAAAGAUGUAUCGAGGAGGAAAGAUAUGCUUGACGGUGCAUUUCAAGCCACUGUGGGCGAAGAAUUGCCCGAGAUUUGGUAUAGCACAUGCGCUCUGUUUGGGUCUUGCGCCAUGGCUUGCAGCAGAAAUUCCAAUUCUUGUGGAUUCUGGCAUGAUUAAGCACAAAGAUGAUGUAGUUUCAUCAAGUGGAUCCUGAAAAUUCUUUUUUUUUUUUUUUUUUCUUCUGCUGUGGAUGCUGAUGGUAUCUCUAUAAGCUUUGGGUUAUACUGUUAUGGAGUAAACUAACUCAGACAUUUUUGUUUCAAACUGUACUAUUCAUCCUUGGCUCUAGACCGAUCUUCAAAUUUUGAUUGUGUUAUUAUAUGCAUACCCCAACAGUUGAUAUUCUUCAGCAGAAGCUGUUUCUCUGUACUCCAACUUACUGUGAAAUGCAUAGUUAUCUUAGUUAUGA
This is a messenger RNA of Ipomoea nil (Japanese morning glory), 876 nucleotides long. RefSeq names its product ubiquitin-fold modifier-conjugating enzyme 1-like. The record is from RefSeq and is a predicted model, not a curated record. Gene Ontology annotation, biological process: protein K69-linked ufmylation. Gene Ontology annotation, molecular function: UFM1 conjugating enzyme activity. The coding region runs from base 97 to 621 and encodes 174 amino acids. The transcript is spliced from 3 exons. Gene Ontology annotation, cellular component: cytoplasm. Lineage: Eukaryota; Viridiplantae; Streptophyta; Magnoliopsida; Solanales; Convolvulaceae.